AACUAGAAAUAAAUCCCAUAAACCCUUUUGCUCAUACCCAAAGCUGCUGCUGCUGCAGCCGCCCACUUAAAACCCCAUAUACUAUUUCCUCCCAAUUUCUUCUUUCAAGCAACGAUCUUUGAUAUAUAUAUAUACACAUAUAUAUUAAUCAAGCCUUUGAGUGAAUGAGCGAGAGUGCAAGACAGAGAGAUGAUAAGAGGAGGAAAAAGCUUUGUGUCUUCGCAACCUGCAUUCUCAAAUGAUGCAAAGAAACUCUUGGUAUGCACCGGAAACACCGUUUCCAUUUUCAGCACCGCGACUGGUUUACAGGUAGCGGAAUUAGAAGGUCAUACAGCACUUGUGACAUCUAUAACAGUUGUACCAGCAACCACACCUGCAAGCAGGAUUUUAUGCUAUUGUUGGACGACUUCACUCGAUGGUACGAUCAAGUACUGGGAUAUUUCUAUACCUGAAUUAUUGAAGACUACAGAUAUUCAACUUCCAGUCUAUUCAAUGGUGAUUCCAUCCUUGCUUGCUCAGCAGUCCGAGAAUAAUGAAAAGUCACCUGAUCUUUAUGCUUAUAUCUCAGUGGCAAAUGAAUCAAGUGGCCAGAUCCUGAAGUGUAAUUUGUCCAAGUCUCGCCUGGUUCGUGGAGUGAUAGUAUCAGAGAGUAAAAAACCAGUUAAAUUAACAAUUUCUUCAAGUGGCAAGUACUUUGGCUUUUAUGAAAAGCGAAAAAUUCGUAUAUGGGAAGUACCUGCAAAGGAUCACAAGAAUGUCAGUCAUCGGAAAAUAAAACUAUUACACUCCAAGAAUGUGAGUUGCCUUGCUUUUCAUCCAACAGAUAGGAUUGUAGCUGCUGGUGAUGUGACUGGGAGAAUUUUAGUUUGGAGAGGUUUUGGUGAUAGAACAUUUGCUGGUAAGAAUUUAACAAAUGGUAAAGCAUUGAAGGAUGAAGAUGAAAAUCCGGGUGUCAGGGGUGAUGGUGAUGCAGAUUCUUGUACUACAUGGCAUUGGCAUUCUGCGGAGGUCAAGGUCUUAUUCUUUUCUUCGGAUGGAGCGUAUUUGUAUUCAGGUGGAAAAGAAGGAGUUCUUGUGGUAUGGCAGCUAGAUACCGGAAAGAAGAAAUUUUUACCCAGAAUAGGGACUCCACUUCUUAAUUAUAUGAAUUCUCCGGAUCCUUCUCUUUCAUCUAUAUCUUGUGCAGAUAACCGGAUUCAUAUUCUAAAAAUGCCAUCAAUGGAGAUUUUGAAGUCCAUUUCUGGAAUCAAGCUUCCAUCUCCUGUCCCAGAAAUGUUUAAAGGCGCAUGUAACGAUAUUGUGUUUGACCAUACUGCGGGAUUGAUUGCUGUUCGUACGGAGAACUACUGUAUUCAGUUUUAUAGCUUAUUUGAUGACCGUGAGAUAUCAGAGGUUCAGGUCUGUGAAAGAAAUCAUCAGCCAAGUGAUGAUGUCACGAUGAUUUUAAAUCUAGUUGCACUUUCAUUCGAAGGCUCUGUGAUGUGUACCGUUGAAACUAGAAUGGCUGAAGAAGGAAUAGGCGGUUUUGUAACACUCAAGUUUUGGGAACGCGAGUCACAGAACAAUGACUUUAGCUUGUCCACUGUUAUAUAUGAGCCCCACAGGGAUGCCGGUGUAUCUGCAAUUGCUUUCCAUCCAACUCGUGGCAUGGCCGUCAGUGCUUCUUAUGGUGGUGAUUUUAAGGUUUGGGUUAGCAAUCAUGAUGUUCAACAGAAUGAUAAAUUGAUUCAGAGGACUAGAUGGGCAUGUCAUGCUGUUGGUUCAUACAGGAAAAAACCUAUGACAGCUGCCGCAUUUUCCACUGAUGGUUCUGUGUUGGCAGUAGCUGCAGAAAAUGUUAUCACUGUGUGGGACCCAGAUAAAAAUGUUCUUGUGGCUGUGAUUGGGUCUUCCCGUGAGUCAAUAGUUAAUUUAUCGUUUAUUGGAGAGUCCAAUUUUCUUGUAUCUGCAUCUCGAGGUUCAAAUCCACAGCUUUCAGUUUGGAGUAUGUCCAAGCUGGCGGUUGCCUGGUCAUAUAAGCUUCACACAGAAGCUAUUGCAUGUUCAGAAAAAGAACCUCUCUUUGCUGUUCUUGUUCUUCUUCCCGAGUCAUCUAAAACUGAUGUCGCCUCAUUACACAAGGACACUGGGGCUAUACUUGUAUUUAAUGCAGGAGAACCUGUUCCUAUUGCUUCAUGGUUUGUGACGAAGGCAAAGGGAGGGGCGAUUGCUUUUAUUCAAAGAAGUAUAUCCAUGGAUGACAGCAUGGAUGAAAGUGUAUCAGGUCGUAUUUUGCUUGCAUAUGUAAAUGGUGAUCAUGAGUAUGCUCUUUUCAAUCCACAAGAUGUUGAGACAUAUGAAAGGAAAGCUAGGUACGCAGAUAGUGUACCUGGUCUGGAAGGGACAGGGCAUUUUGGGUAUGCAUCUAUAUAUGGGGAGCUACCUGAGUUCAAGUUGAAAACAUUUAAAGCAUCUGCCGACCCUGUAAAGCCUUCAGAAAAGCCAUGGGAGACCAUUUUUGAUGGACCAUCACAUAGUCUACCUCCUCUCAUUAAGCUCUGUUCUACUUUUAUGGAAUCACUGAUGGAGAAGCGAACUAGUGCUAUGGUAGAGUAGACCAUUGAUGUGGAUAUAUAUAAGUUGUUUAGAAUGACUCAAGCCAGAUAAAAAGGGUAUGGAGUUAAAGAGAGGUAACUUUGUCUAUUACUCCAUAAUUCACAUAAAGGACGACUGAAGUCCAAUUUUGAUCUCUCUGGUUUUGCAUUCUGUCUGCUUGGAAAGCUUUUGGAAGGGUGGUGUAAUGCCAUUGGUUAGAUCUAUCAUAAUCCAAUCAGGUUUUGCUUUUAUGUCUCUUAGAUCAUACCAAUAGGUACUCUGAUUACAAUUUUGUGCUGUGUAUUUUAUGGGUGUAAGAGUUAUGACCCGGAUUAUGUAUUGAAUGGCUGACCAUAUAGCUUAUAUGUUGCA
Messenger RNA from Erigeron canadensis, 2946 nucleotides. Its product is annotated as WD repeat-containing protein 75. The record is from RefSeq and is a predicted model, not a curated record. The coding region runs from base 190 to 2595 and encodes 801 amino acids. Lineage: Eukaryota; Viridiplantae; Streptophyta; Magnoliopsida; Asterales; Asteraceae. Gene Ontology annotation, molecular function: protein binding. The transcript has 17 exons.